Messenger RNA from Megalopta genalis, 1919 nucleotides. RefSeq names its product refractory to sigma P (gene ref(2)P). Gene Ontology annotation, molecular function: protein kinase C binding; K63-linked polyubiquitin modification-dependent protein binding; zinc ion binding. Lineage: Eukaryota; Metazoa; Arthropoda; Insecta; Hymenoptera; Halictidae. The record is from RefSeq and is a predicted model, not a curated record. Gene Ontology annotation, biological process: aggrephagy; endosome organization; mitophagy. Gene Ontology annotation, cellular component: aggresome; amphisome.
UACGUACACCACCGUGCUCUACUUAUAUAAAGCGUCAUAACAGAGUUAACGAGACAUUAGGAAGAAAAAUCGGGCAGGAAAAGAAGGUUCAAGUGAAAUAUUCGUUAAAGUUUUGCAAGUGUGAUUAUUCGAAGUAUAAUUUUUAGCAUAUACAAUAAAAUUUCAAUAUGAGCACAAUGUAUUUUAAAGCUAUCUUUGUACGUAUCAGUGGUGUUGCUCGACAAAUUCGAAAGUUUGAACAUCCUUCGUACAAAAGUCAUCCGACUUUUGAUGAACUUUGUAAUAAGGUAAAAGAAAUGUGCCCUCAGCUUUCUGAUAAGGAUUUUACGUUGUCAUGGAUAGAUAAAGAGGGAGAUUCGAUUACGAUGUGCAAUAACGAAGAACUAUCGAUAGCUAUAAAGCAGACUAUAAACGAAACAUUUAAAAACGAACCUGUUGUAACAGAUGCAGAAUUUACAUUUUAUGUGAAAUGCGAUGUAACUAAAGAGAAGACAGAAAUUUCUGAAACGAUAGUGCAUUCGAAUAUUAUAUGCGACAAUUGUAACGAGACCAUAGUGGGUUUUCGAUAUAAAUGUAUACAAUGUAUAAAUUACGAUCUAUGCAUGCAAUGCGAAAAAUCAGGUUUACACGCGCACCACUGGAUGAUACGUUUAUUAGAACCAGUGACUAAAUAUGGAUAUCUCUUAGAUUAUAUCAAUAGAGCGGUCAGAAAAAGUGGACUACAUUGCGCGGACUCGGAUGAGACUAUUUUGAAUAAUGGAUGGAAUAAAGGAUGUCGUAAAUCGUGCAUAAGACAUUUGACUUCUGCGCUAGAAGCUUGGGAACCGUACAUAAAUUAUUCGAACAAGGUAAAGGUAGAAACGAAUAAUGGUGAUGCGGGGUCAUCGAAGAAAGUACCGGAGCAGCAAAAUACAAAACCGGAACAGAAUGGUACGACGUCGAAACAGAAUGCUACAACGCCGGAACAGAAUGAGACGGCGCCGAAACAGAAUAGUACAACGCCGGAACAGACUGAUGUGAUAUCGGAAUUAAAAAAGAUUCCCAUCAAUCGUAUUCUAGAAUGUAGUAGGAAUUAUUUAGAACAAUUGCUGGAUGGCGAUAUUAUAACCCCACAAUCCUUUCUUGCCGAUGGAAUAGAACCCAGGGAAAAUUCUAAAAAAUUACGAAAAGAAGAUCAACUGACAACCGAUACAACAGCCAAUGAAGCAUCAUCCGUGCCCGAUGAUACAGUUAUGUCGCAUAAAAAUACAACUUCACCGGUAAAUACGUUGACGGAUGAAUGGACAAUUAUAGAUAAAAAUGAUGCUUCUGGCAUCAGCUCUGCGUCUUCGGUUUCAUCUAAUUUAAAUGUAUCGGCUGAAAAUAGUUUACCAAUGGAACCAACUGCACCGAUGGCAACUACAGCGACUGCUGCACCGCUGAUUACUUCAGCAACUGCGUCAACAGGUACUACAACAACUGCAGCAGCAGCAACUACUUCAGUGACUACAUCGGCAACUGCAACGCAGAAAAAUACAUCGCAAAAGAUGUAUCCUGAAUUACCAAUAGAACAAAGAACGUACCACCCGAAUCCUAAAAUUCACUAUGCUAUUGCAAAUAUGGUAUCAAUGGGAUUUUCAAAUAACGGAGGAGUACUCACUCGUUUGUUAGAAUCUGAAAAUGGCGAUAUUAAUUCUGUUUUGGACAUAUUACAACAUAUACGUUCUUAAAUACAGAAUUUAAAAUUUAUAUUAUAUGUAGUUUAUAUAUAAUCAUUUCCAAUACAAAUAUAAAUAUCGUUUUUCGAAAAUAUAUUUCACUUUUUGAAUGUAGAUCGAAAUGAGUAAAAUGUUGAACAAUGUAUUUUAUUCCUGCAAAUAAUAAACAUUCCUAACCACUUACUGUGUAUCAUUCGAAUCAAUAAAAUAUGUAGCAAUAUA